Molecule: messenger RNA, 1557 nt
Organism: Penicillium soppii
Lineage: Eukaryota; Fungi; Ascomycota; Eurotiomycetes; Eurotiales; Aspergillaceae
Product: clathrin-mediated endocytosis regulator UBX3
Exons: 2
Coding region: 1-1557 (518 amino acids)
Cellular component (GO): endoplasmic reticulum
Molecular function (GO): ubiquitin binding
Source: RefSeq, a predicted model, not a curated record
AUGUCAGAGUCGGAGCUGGAUUUGGAUCAGCUAUCCGAUAGCGAGAGAACUGCGCUAGAGAUGUAUAUGGCUGUGACUAGCCAAGAACCGUCGGAGGCCAUCCCACUUCUACGUCGCUCAGAAUGGAACGUCCAGAUUGCGAUAUCCAAGUUCUUUGAUGGAGAAGGUCCGGAUCCCUUGGAAGAGGCCCGAUCAGCUAUGAGCCAACCGCCUCCUCCACCUCACUCAAAUCGCCGAACCCAGAAUCUAAUGACCGACGAUUUAACGGAACGCCUGUCGCAGAUGACCCGCGUCACAGACCCGGCGCCACGAGUUAACACACAAUCUGGGGACCAGCCCGCUUACCGACCACCAUUUAUCAUUGCAUUACUGUUUAUGCCGUUCAACCUGGUUUAUCGACUACUCUGCGGUUCCCUUCGUCUGUUCGGGCGGCUCUUCCCGUUCCUCCCACGGUUAUUCAACAGGACGGCAAACCCCGCGCUGGCAGGUGCCCGCCAGAAUACCACCGGUCGCCGUCCGCUCGGUCCCAAGGACACCGCAGCUCGCUUCAUUAGAGAGUUUGAGGAGGAGUAUGAGUCGCAUUCGAUCCCAUUCUUGGAGAAUGGAUACAACAUGGCGUUGGAAAAGUCCCAUCGCGACUUGAAAUUCCUACUAGUCAUCCUCUUCUCCCCAGAACAUGAUGAUACAAGUAGCUGGGUACGGGAUACUCUGUUGGCACCCGAGGUGGCAGAAUUUAUCAACGAUCCCCAAAACAACUUACUGGUAUGGGGAGGUAAUGUGCGAGACUCGGAAGCAUACCAAGUCUCCAACUCAUUGCGCGUCACCAAAUUUCCCUUCGCAGCAGUCGUUGUCCACACCCCAAAUGUAUCAUCAACUGCCAUGUCCGUGGUCGGAAGGAUCCCGGGAAUCACCACGCCUACAGAAUUCGUGAACAAGCUCCGGGCAUCCGUGACCUCGAACCAAGAACCCCUAGAGCGCAUCCGAUCUUCCCGUGCGGAGCAACAAGCCUCGCGCAGCCUACGCGAAGAGCAAGACUCGGCCUACGAGCGGUCGCUGGCGAUCGACCGAGAACGGACCCGUCAACGCCGAGAAGCAGAAGCAGCGCGCCAACGUGAAGAACAAGAAGCCGCCGGACGCCAAGCAGCAGAAGAGCGGCGGCGCCGUGACCUCGCCCAGUGGAAGGUUUGGCGCGCGCAGUCCCUUAGCGCAGAGCCUGGGCCAGAUGUCAAGGAUACAGUGCGGGUUAGCGUUCGGCUUCCGUCUGGGGAGCGAAUCAUGCGCAAGUUUGCACCCGAUGCGGAUAUCGAAGAGCUCUACGCGGUUGUGGACUGCUACGAGGCCUUGCAGGAUGCAGAUGCACCUGCGGCUAGUGAACCAGAGGGGUUCGUGCACCAAUACUCAUUCAGACUGGUCUCACCGAUGCCUCGGGUGGUGUAUCCUGUGGAAGAAGGUGGUUCAAUCCGAGAAAAGAUCGGCCGGGGUGGGAAUUUGUUGGUGGAACCUAUAGAGGAUGAGGACGUAGAGGAUGCAGAUGAUGACGAGGCUGAAAUGUCUUGA